AUGUCGUGUGAAAUGACCGGCAAAAAGUUCAGGGCCAUAGUGGGACUCAUGAAGGUCCCGGAAAGAGAGCUCAUGGGGGAUGUUUUACUGCGUGAAAGUGCUGAACCUUCCCUCCCCGUUCACGUCAAUAUCGGUAAAUUCGUGCGUUUGGAUGACGGCCAGUACAUCGACACGGAGGACCGAGAUAAAGCUGUGAAGAGACGACAGCUUGCAAACGCGAAGGAGAGACUGCGGGUGAGAAGCCUGAACAGCAUGUUCUCGUAUCUUCGGCGUAUUGUGCCGGUGAUGCCUCGAGAUCGAAAGCCCAGUAAAGUGGACAUGCUGAAGGCUGCGACCGAGUACAUCCGGCUCCUCUCAGCAGUCCUCAAUCACACCUCUGACAAGGGUAAUGAGAAUGCUAAUGUGUUCCUGGAGACUGGAAUCAACUACCCAAGCAUAGACCCUGACUGCUCUGAUCUCUGGAGCAUGGAGGAUGCUCUGGAUUCGAUGUCCAGUCCCUUUCUCUCUGAGAGUGUGAGUUUGACCGCUCCUCUGGUCACAAUGACGUCAGGAGCGGAUGAAGACCUCGAUCUGAACAACAUGACUGUGCAGUGUGUCGUACCAAUGUACAUCGUUCAGGUCGGCUCCGACCAAACCAUGGUCCCGAAUUCACUCCCGUCCUAGACGCAGAUCUGCACUUUAGUCACUUUUAGUGCCUUUAGUCGCUAAUGCUUUUCGGUAUGUGCCUUUAAGAUCAAAUUUGUGUUGUGCUGUUUGUCUCUAUUACAAAAAUCUAUGAAAUGUCAGGCAUGAUGAAGACUGAUGGUUAACUUGCUGAGCUGCUAUGAGGGUUUAUUUUGUUGCAUUAUUUAUUUUUUAUAAGGGUAAACUCCUUUAGAAUAUGUGAAGAAA
Danio aesculapii is the source of this 891-nucleotide messenger RNA. It is a transcript of the gene figla, whose product is annotated as folliculogenesis specific bHLH transcription factor. Gene Ontology annotation, biological process: regulation of transcription by RNA polymerase II; developmental process. Lineage: Eukaryota; Metazoa; Chordata; Actinopteri; Cypriniformes; Danionidae. Gene Ontology annotation, molecular function: protein dimerization activity; RNA polymerase II transcription regulatory region sequence-specific DNA binding; DNA-binding transcription factor activity, RNA polymerase II-specific. The record is from RefSeq and is a predicted model, not a curated record.